AGUCCUAAGAAAACUCAGCUAUCAUUCCAAUUUCCAUUUCCUGCUUCAGCAACCUUAUUUUACUACAACAAUGGCCAUUCAUCGAAUGCUUAGACGGUCUUUAUCAACCGAAAAAAGAUCAAGUUCAACAGGAACUGAAGUUCCAAAGGGAUAUUUUGCUGUCUAUGUCGGGGAGAGCGAAAAGAAGCGCUUUGUUAUUCCAGUAUCGUACUUGAACCAGCCCCGGUUUCAAGAUUUGCUGUGUCAGGCUGAAGAAGAAUACGGGUUCCAGCAUCCAAUGGGUGGCUUAACCAUUCCUUGCAGUGAGGAAUUAUUCGUUGAUAUAACCUCUAGCUUGGGCAGAAGAUGAGAUGCAUAGCGUGUCUUAGAGGAACACAGUUUUGUAAAUUAGUUUCUCAGACAAACAUUCUUCUUUUUUUUCCCCCCUUGAUUUUCUCCUUCCCAACAUUGGAGGGUAUCUUUCAGGAAAAGAAAUGUAUACCAGGACAAAAUUGCAGUGCAUGAAUAUACUUGAAAAGUUACUGAUCCA
This is a messenger RNA of Sesamum indicum (sesame), 529 nucleotides long. RefSeq names its product auxin-induced protein 15A. Gene Ontology annotation, biological process: response to auxin. The record is from RefSeq and is a predicted model, not a curated record. NCBI's taxonomy places the organism in Eukaryota, Viridiplantae, Streptophyta, Magnoliopsida, Lamiales, Pedaliaceae.